Microthlaspi erraticum is the source of this 654-nucleotide messenger RNA. NCBI's taxonomy places the organism in Eukaryota, Viridiplantae, Streptophyta, Magnoliopsida, Brassicales, Brassicaceae. The record is from the annotation of a GenBank genome assembly.
AUGGUCAAGGUGGCGGGAGGUGGAUUCUUGUCUACUUUGGGCCGUGCUAGAGGAGUCGAGAUCGAGAUUGCGGGGCAGUCAAUGCCAGCAGACUUAGUCAUCAGUCCGGUGGAGCUGUAUGACGUUAUUCUCGGGAUGGACUGGUUGUCACACUACAGAGUUCAUCUGGAUUGCUACAGAGGUAGAGUGGUCUUCGAGCGAGAUGCAGGGAGGUUGGUUUAUCAGGGAGUGAGACCGACUUCCGGGAGUAUUGUGAUAUCUGCUAUUCAGGCCGAGCAGUUGUUAGAGCGGGGCUGUGAGGCGUAUCUGGCGACGAUUUCUAUGUCUGAGUCAGGAGCUGGAGUUGUUAUGGGAGAUAUUGAGGUUGUCCAGGAUUUUGAGGAUGUCUUUCAGUCACUGAAGGGAUUACCACCAUCUCGGUCUGAUCCUUUCACGAUUGAGUUAGAGCCGGGGACAGCACCGAUAUCGAAGACGCCUUACAGGAUGGCGCCAGCUGAGUUGGCAGAGCUGAAGAAGCAGAUAGAGGACCUUUUGUCUAAGGGGUUCAUUCGACCGAGUGUUUCACCGUGGGGAGCACCGGUGUUGUUUGUGAAGAAGAAGGAUGGAGUUUCAGACUUUGUAUCGAUUACAGAGGUCUUAACCGAGUCACUGUGA